Messenger RNA from Cladocopium goreaui, 8865 nucleotides. Lineage: Eukaryota; Dinophyceae; Suessiales; Symbiodiniaceae. The record is from the annotation of a GenBank genome assembly.
AUGGACUCCGGGUUUGGUGAGCCACCUUUUGCUGGUGGAGCUUUACACAACAGUGCAGCUGUUACGCCGCGGGCCGAUCCUGCGAGCGAUGGUGCUGGCUCUGGUGGUGUGGACCCAUUUGGACGUUUGGACUUUGCAUUGGGCUUAGAACCUGGUUUUCUUUUGGAACACAAAGAUGGCUGUUUGCAGAAUACAUCAGAAGGUUACUCUCCUGGAACAUUUGAAGAUACAGAUGCAGUUCCAGCUGUCGACAUGAAGGUCUACGAUAGAGAACGGGUGCUGGACAACUCUUGGCUUCAACUUGAAACGACAGUGGUUCUUGAUGCAAGUGAGUUGAAUGGGGAAGCCAUUGACCUGGUUUCCGACUACGCCACGACAUGCAGCGAGAGCAGCAGUGGAGAAGAGGCCGUGGUCUUACCAAAGGUCACUGCAGCUGAGACAACCUUGAAGGCGGACAGUAAUACGGAGUUGCAACUACAAUGGUGCUUGCAGCGCAGGGGGAUUGCCCUUGACCAAUGCCGGUUGGUGGACUGGGACUUACAUCAGAGGUGGGUCCAGUAUUUGUUGGGCUUACUAUCCAAGGCCGCACCAGAGGGCUACACCAAAGUUAAGAUUGACCAAGUGAUCAAAGCAGACAAGGAGCUAUUCAUGAUCAUGGCGGAGGAGCACCAACACGGAGACCAGAGGCUGACGGAUGUGCCCAGCCCCAUGAAUGCUGCUUUUCAAAAACUGAUUACAGAUCCGAGGGUCACCAUGUUUUUGUUGCCAGUACCCAGCCAUGCAGUUGCAAAAACCCCAGCUUCCUCAGCGGGAGCGCCAGCACAAAACCCGUUCGGAAAGAGCGGGGCAAAGGGCCAAGGCAAAGUCAGGAAAGAAGGAAAGCAGUCACAGCGCGCCAAGACGUUGUGCCCUGCCGAGCUCAAGGAGUUCAAACAAGUGGAUGAGCAAGGCAGACCCAUUUGCUGGUCCUUCAACAUGAAGUCUGGAUGCAAAGAAUCAGCCGUGCCCUUUACAGCAGUUACAGACGAGACGUCGACAAUGCAGAGGGCGGAAUCUUGUCGCAAAGCGCAGGAUGCCAAUGAGCUGGACAUGUUGGAAAAGUUUUUGCAAGCGGAGCAGCAGAAUCUCGGUUGGGUGCACUUUGCACCCGCUUGUGGCACAGCAUCAAAAGCGCGUGAGAAACCGAAUAGGGUUUUAGAAAAAGCUGGCUUCAAAGUACCCAAGCCUUUGAGAUCCUCUGAACACCCACUUGGUUUGCCAGGUUUGUCAGGGGAGAGUCUCCACAAGCAUAAGAGCUGGCAACCUAAAGUGAUCGACGGGAAAGUGCAAUACCCGACAGCGGAGGAAGCAGCCUAUCCAAUUCUCUUGUGUGCUAGAAUGGUGGAGAUCGUCCGCGACCAACUGCUGCAGCUUGGAGUGGUGGAUGUGCAUAACUUGGAGCAACAGAUACAAGUCGAACACACAUCAUUAAACAGAGUGGUCCUGUCAGCACUUCCAAGGGGAAAGAAGUUUAAGCCGCUGGUUUCAGAAUAUGGUCAGUACCAUACAGUUGUGCACGCACCUCAUGUUGAAAACCCCACUGAUGUGGUCCCUGCAGGGGCAAAACUGGUUCAUCAACGUCUUGCACAAAUGGGCGAGGUUCGGGUUGAUGAACAAAUUUUUCACUCUUCAACUGAUGGCAUGUCUGGACAGGAAGAAGUCAUGGUAUCGCAGUAUGGGGUGCCCAGGGCACCGUUGGAUUUCUGUGAAAGAGCUGUAAAGUGUGGCCAUCCGAGAGGUAUGGCUGUUCAUUUACCACAGCUGGCGAAGGAGGUCAUUGAACAAAACUUGACAGAGGAGCCGGCAGAACUAGCUUUGCAUAGGUGCAGGGAGCUCACCAAGUGGACAAUUAGGGCAGGACAGCUUAAAGAACAAGAAAAGAAAUACAAGGGCGGCUUGCCACAACACAUGCAAGCGCUGCUGCAUAAGAAGCGGCUUCUCUUAUUUAAGGAGAUGUUGGAAUCAGUCAACUACCCAGACAAACAACUGGUGGAGGAUUUAGCUCGAGGUUUCAACAUAACUGGGUGGCAGGACAAGACAGGGGUUUUUCCACAGUGUGUCAAAAGGCCUCAGUUUUCUUUGGGGACGUUGAAACAAAUGGCACGUGGCUUAAACAAAGCCAUCUUACAACAGUUGCGCGAAGACAAAGAUGAUGCGGAGCUGGUCCAAAAAACCUGGGAGAAGACGCUCGAGGAAGUUAACCUCGGAUACAUAUGGCAUGAUGAGCACGCUGACCCCACGCAGUUUUUCCUUGCGAAACGUUUUGGACUGGUUCAACGAGCUGGCAAGUUGAGAGUGAUUGACGACUGCUCCAUAGGGGGCAUAAACUCUACGAUGGGAGCAGUGGAGAAGUAUAGGGUUCAUGCCAUGGAUGAGUGUGCGGCUUUUCUUGCAUACAUGGUUGAGUUUGUGCAGAAUGGACAUGGGGUUGAAGGCGUUUCUGGACGCACAUAUGACUUGAAACAUGCGUACAAGCAGUACGGUAUAUCAGUGGCAGACCGUGACACUAUCCGGUUAGCAGUCCGCAAUCCGCACACAAAUGGAGUGGAUCUGUUUGGAAUAAAUAGCCUCCCCUUUGGGGCUUCUGGGUCCGUGGGGGGCUUCCUCAGAGUCAGCCUGGCCAUUUGGUACAUUGGCAUGGCGAUAUUCAGGUUGGUAUGGACAGCGUUUUUCGAUGACUACACAGUUUUUGCAAGGGACGCCCUGGUCUCCAACACGUCUAAGACGGUGGAGGCCAUUUUCGAUCUGCUUGGCGUAGAAUUUGCAAGAGACGGUGAUAAAGCUUGUGAGUUUGCAAAGCGUUUCAAGAGUUUGGGUGUGGAAAUAGACCUUCAGACUUUUGGAGCUGGAGUUGUGCAACUGGGCCACACCACGGAAAGGCGGGAAGAGCUUAGUUUGGUGCUGCAAGAAAUUCUUAAGGAAAAAAGCAUCACUUCAAAACAAGCAGAGUCCAUGCGGGGACGUCUUCACUGGUUUGAGUCUUUUGCUUUCGGAAGGGUGGCAAACAGCACAGUCAAAGUUCUUGGAGAACUGGCGUUGAGUGGUCGCAAAAGAAUCACUCUAUCAGAGACCGACAUGACAGCCCUUAGUUUCCUGUGCGAGCGUGUGCUGACCGCGCCGCCUCUGUCCAUUACACCAGCAUGUUUGCAGUCGUGGGUUAUUUUUACAGACGGAGCUUGUGAGGGCCCAGAUGACAACAAACAAGGUGGCGUGGGGGGCGUGCUUGUUGACCCGCUCGGUCGAGUGGUCUCUUUCUUUGGUGGUGGGGUGCCAGUGGACAUCAUGCGAUGUUUGUUGCAGAAGUCCAAAAACCCCAUCUACGAGCUGGAGGUCCUUCCGGUUCUGGUGUCUGUUUGGCUGUGGAAAGGCAGGAUAAACCUAGCUCAAGUGUGCUGGUACUUGGACAACGAAGCUAGCAGAUCCGCUUUUAUUAAAGGCCAAGGAGCCACACCACUUGCGGCUUGCAUGGUUGAUGCUUUCACCGCUGAAGAGAUGAAGCUGCAAUUGAAGUCGUGGUUUGCCAGGGUACCGUCAUUGUCGAAUUUGGCGGAUUCACCAAGCCGGCUAGAGGAUAAACUCCUUCUAGACCUGGGCGCAGUGAAAGGGCCUAUAGACUGGCUGGCAAUGGGCAAGGUUCUUGGGCUGGAUCUCGAAAUGGGGGAUAGGAUUCUGGAACCUCUGGCAGCCACCCGGCUAGCCAGCUGGAGCGCUGCAGUUGUACAAGGGAACAGCCAAUGGCAGCUGGGCCGGCGAGUGCCAUCUCUGUGGGUGCUGACAUUGCAAGUUUCUCAAAACAAGAUGUUGAUCAUUCUGGUGAGGGAUUUCCAGGCAGUUUCUUCAGAUGUUGCAAGCAGUAGCAGUGGUGGUGUUGUCAACUUUGACGCUGUACUGAAUGUGGCUUUCAACACGGUGAACCAGGUCAGCAGACCAAUCCCUGCGCUCUGGGGCAUGGAACAACGAUUGCUCGAUGCAGAGCCCACAGGUGUGCUGAAGAGGAGUCGUUUUCAGAGUUGCAAUUCUAUGGAUGUGGUUUCUUUCAAACCAGACGUGCCUUGGAAAGAUCAGAGAGAGGCAGAUUUGCAGAGGAGCAUCAAGCUGUGGAUCGCUGUAACGAGCAAGUGGGAUGGCAGUUGCACUUUUUCCAAUAGGCUUGCAGAGAUGCGCAACGAGGCAGAAGUCUUUGACAUGUUUGCACAUGUUUUCUCUGGAAGGGCCCCCAUCACGGUGAGGAAAAGGGGCAUGGCAAUUUUGAAGGUAUGCGACUACCUUGAAGAUCACCAAUUGGAACGCUUUCCGAUGAGGGAGCUCACCCUUUACAGGUUCAUGUGUUCACAGUUGGCGGAAGGAGCCCCUGCCAGCCGUCUUCAAGGUGUCAUGCAGGCCAUUGCCUUCUGUCGUCAUGUGCUGGAUGUCUCAGAGUUGCAAACUGUGUUGGACAGCAAGCGUUGCAGUGGGGUGGCCCGUGAAGUUUGUCCCCAAGAACGGAAACAGGCGAGCCCAUUGACAGUUGCAGAGCUUUUACAAUUGCAUGCAGUGGUUGAUGAAGCCAGUGAUGACUGGGACGUGGCUUUUGCUGGUGCAGCACUGCUCUGCUGCUAUUGUCGAGGACGAUGGGGUGACCUCAUGCGGAGUGAAGCUGCAUUCCUGGACAAGGAUGAGAAUGGAGCUCCAGCUUUCUUGGAGACAAGGACGGGAAGGCACAAGACUAUGAGCUCUCAGAUGCACAGGCACCAGUUUCUUCCCAUGGUAGCACCAGUCCGUGGAGUGCAUGGGGCAGAAUGGGCCACACCCUGGAUUCAACGGCGCUCAGGGUUAGGAAUGAAGUUCCCGCCAGAGGGACUAAUCAUGCCAGCUCCUGGACAAGAUGGUGAAGCGACACAGCGGCCGUUAGAAUCUGGGGAAUGUGGUAAGUGGCUUAGACGCCUUCUGGGUGCAGAGGAUGCCACUGGACCUUCAGCGGAAAGAAGGGUGAGCAGUCACAGCCUCAAAUGUACCAUGUUAUCCUUUGCUGCCAAGCGUGGACUGUCAGUGCCUGAUAGGUUGAUGCUGGGUUAUCACAGUUCACAGAUGCACAUGGCCAUGGUGUAUUCACGUGAUGGUGCUGCAGCAAGCUUGUUGUUGCUUGAGGGUCUGAUUGAUGAAAUAGCCAAAGGAAAAUUCAAACCUGACAGCACUCGUAGUGGACGACUGGUUGCAUCUCCAGCAGGUCCGUCGGGAGCUCAAAGUGAUGAAGUGAAAGUUGAGACAACCUUGUCAUCAGACGAGGAGAGAAUUGAGACUUUGGACAAUUCAGAAUCUUCGGAUAGCACAGAUGGGACUGGAACUUCGAGCAGUGAUGUUCCAGCAGAUCACAGCUUGAACAGGGUCUUUGCACCGCCACAGAACUUUAGCACAGCACUGGCAGCUCAAAACAUUGGGACAUUCAGUGCAAUGGCGUUUGCAUUGGGGACGCCUCAAACACCACCAACUGACCAGCAGUUUGACACUUUGGCUGGAGUGGUGUUUGGGGCUGGCUUCACUUUGGGGCAGACAUCAAUGUUGCGCAGGGUUCACUUUGAAUCCACAACCCUCAUGAUUGCGUCAGUUAAGCAACGGGUGGACGGUGAGGCCGCUGAGAAGGCCGACAGUGUGAAGAAGAUCCCAAUAGCUGAAAAGAAGCAUAGACUUGAACAACAAGAACAAAGGUUGUCAGGGAUCAGCAUCAGCGGUGAGCUUGAGCCCAGUCACCAAUUGAUUGACUUGGCCAACAACGUUCUUGAGACAGGCGCUUUGGUUUGGAUCGCUCCUAGCAGGUGCACAAAGCGGUCGGAUGAGGUUCAAUUGGCCAUUAGGGAAAGGCCAUCUUCAGUGCAGGUGGAAAACCAUCAGCGCAAGGUGUCCCAGACGGCAGAAGAGUUCAAAGCAGACCAUGGGACCAUGAGCCAGCAGCCACCACCAGGGUUUCAACAUGUCAAAGUUGAGCAGUUGAUUCGUGCUGACCGUGAAUUAUGGACGCUGUUGGCGCAGGAUUACAAAGGCAGCCUCAAGCCUGAUGCUGCAGGGCUGAUACCUCUGGACACCGAGUUCCCCAAGUUGCGACAUGAUCCAAGGAUUACCAUGUUUUUGCUGCCGACAGUUGCAACAGCAAAACAAGCAGACAAGGAAGCGCCAAAAAAGGUGCCAGCAAGUGGGUCGCAACAACCUGCGGCCAAGAGUGCAGGCGGCAACAAACGUCGCAAAACCCGUGCUGAAAAGAUUUGUCCGGAAGAGCUGAAGAAAUUCCAGUUGAGAUGUGAGCAUGGCCCAGUAUGCUGGGCAUACAACAUGAAGUCUGGUGGAGGCAAGCUUCACGCUGUUCAAGACAGUGCAGUUCCUCCGCAAAGUGUCUCACGUGGCAAUUCUACAGCUGGAGACCUUAAGGGUGACCAGUCUACAGAUUUUGCGAAUUCACAAAAACUGAAGUUCAAUGGUAAACUCAUCAGUGACCUCAUUUUUGUGGAAGUUUGUGCAGGGAGUGCGCGACUUACGCGUACAGCAAGGGAAUUUGGUUUCAACGGCAUUGCCAUUGACCACACGCAGAAACGUUCGUGUGGCAUUGACAUUUGCAUCUUCGAACUUGAAGAUGAUGCUCAGGUGGAGGAGCUUUGCAAUUUUUUGGAGUCCGAAGCGGACAACAUUGCUGCAGUUUGGAUUGCACCGUCGUGUGGGACGGCAAGUAAAGCAAGGGAACGUAGAUUGCCAGAGCUGCAAAGGUUGGGCAUUGAAAUCCCAAUCCCUCUGCGUUCCUUGGAAAAGCCCGACCAAAUUGACGGGCUUGGUGAAACCAACAAGCUCAAGGUCGAGAAGGCCAACAUGCUUUAUUCUGCGGUGGAAAGAAUUGCAACGACGGCAUGCAACAACAAUAUUUUCACAGGCAUUGAAAAUCCCGGCAAUAGCCACUACUGGAACACAACACCAAUGCAGAACCUUAUUGAACGUUUUGGUGACAAAAGGAUCACCUUCCACAACUGCUGUCACGGGGGAUCUCGUGAUAAAUUGACCGCCGUUUGGGUCAAUGAAAGCUGGCUUGACAGUCUGGAAGCCAGGUGCGAUGGAUCCCACAAUCAGAAGUCAUGGAAGGUUACUAUGUCCAGCAAACAAGUUCACUUUCCAACCUCGGAAGAGGCGGCCUACCCGCCGGUGUUGUGCCAGCAUAUUGUUGAGUGCGUGAAGCAGAAGGCCAUUCAAUUUGGUGCCAUUUUCUCUAGCACCCUGAAAGAGCAGUUGCAGCAACCAGAUGCCGAUGCAGCUGGUCGCAUAGCGUUGGGAGCCUUGCCACGUGGAACAAAAGUGAAACCUUUGGUUGCGGAAUUUGGAAAAUUCACUGCAGUUGGUGCGCCACCUCAACAAGCUGACAAGGUUGAUGUUUUUCUUUCCACGUUGCCCAAAGGCUCCAAGGUCACCUCACGACAACUGUUGAAAAGGGGUGCUGUGCGGGUCGUGAAUGAGGAAUGCCAUUUUCUUGCGGGCGCUUCAGAAGCGGCGACCGAUGAUAUGGUAGAGUUGUGUUGGGUCGGAAUUCCGAGCUCACCCAAUGAGUUUGUUGCAAGAGCAAUCAAAGCUGGUCAUCCACGGGGGCUUGAUGUACACGUUGAUGAAAACAUGCAGGAGGUUGUCAGGCUGAACCUGGUUGCGCCUCCCUUUGAGCUUGCAAAGAAACGUGUUGAGUACCUGAAGAAAUGGACAGCCAGAGCAAAAGAGAUUGCGCAUGAAGAAGAGGAGCUCAAGAAGGCCAUGCCUGAUCAUGUGCGUCAAGUGCUUGGCCAGAAGAGGCUUGUUUUGUUUGGUGAAAUGUUGAGAGACCUUCACUAUCCUGAUGAGAAGCUAGUGGAGGACAUAUCUGCAGGUUUUCGCUUGAGCGGCUACAUGACCAAGUCACAUGUUUUCAGGGCGCGGUCAAAGCGACCCACCAUGUCUUUGGAGACUUUGAGAAAACUUGGGAAGACGUUCAAUGCCAACAAUGUGGAAUCUUUCAACAGGCGGCAGGAGAGCGAGCUUGAAGAAGCGACUUGGAAGGAGACCGAGUCUGAGCUUGAAAAGGGCUGGAUUUUCUUGGAUACAGAUGCAUCCACGGAGGGCAAAUUCCUUGGACGCAGAUUUGGCAUACGCCAGGGGGAAAAGAUCCGAGUGAUCGACAAUUGCACUUGCUGUGGCCUGAAUCUCACAGUGGGACUGCAUGAAAAAAUUCGUCUACACUCAGUUGACUUCCUUGCUGCGGUUUUUGGUUUUGCUUUGAAAUCUUGCCCUACUGGUAGACGUCCAGCUCUGAGAGGGCGGACUUAUGACUUGCGCUCGGCAUACAAACAAUUUGCUGUCCAUCCACUGGAUCGCGCUUCUCUGAGAAUGGGGGUGAACGUCCCUGGGUCAAAGUCAUAUGCUAUGAUAGGUUUCAACUCACUUCCUUUUGGAGCGGUGGGGUCAGUCGCUGGCUUCUUGAGAAUUAGUCAAGCGAUCUGGUUUCUUGGCUAUUUUGGCCUUGGCCUUCUUUGGAGCGCUUUUUAUGACGACUACACUCUGUUGUCUCGUGCAGAGCUUGAGAGCAGCAGCAGCUGGGCGUGCGAGUCGCUCCUGACUUUGUUGGGCAUGCAGUUUGCUACAGAAGGGCGUAAGUGCCUUCCUUUCUCAACUCAGUUUAAGACGCUGGGCCUGGAAGUCUGCACGGAUGGCUUCGCUGAAGGCCACGUCUUGAUUGGACAUACGGAAAGUCGCAGAGAAGAGCUUCAUUCUCAACUGGCUUCUUUCCUUUCAGAGGAUACAAUGAGCCCUAAGGAUGCCCUAAGGAUGCUGAAAGACUUCGGGGCCGUAUGA